Molecule: messenger RNA, 2527 nt
Organism: Tupaia belangeri chinensis (Chinese tree shrew)
Lineage: Eukaryota; Metazoa; Chordata; Mammalia; Scandentia; Tupaiidae
Gene: WSB2
Product: WD repeat and SOCS box containing 2
Exons: 8
Coding region: 41-1261 (406 amino acids)
Biological process (GO): protein polyubiquitination; intracellular signal transduction
Molecular function (GO): protein binding
Source: RefSeq, a predicted model, not a curated record
UGUCUGUGUGGCCCGGGUAGUGAGAGUGCCUGUUUGAAGCAUGCUGUCUCCGUCCCCAGAGGAACCGCUGCUGCUGGCUGAGCUAAAGCCCGGGCGCCCCCACCAAUUUGAUUGGAAGUCGAGCUGUGAAACCUGGAGUGUGGCCUUCUCCCCAGACGGCUCCUGGUUUGCCUGGUCUCAAGGACACUGCAUCGUCAAGCUGAUCCCCUGGCCGUUGGAGGAGCAGUUCAUCCCUAAAGGGUUUGAAGCCAAAAGCCGAAGCAGCAAAAAUGACCCAAAAGGGCGAGGCAGCCCAAAGGAGAAGACACUGGACUGCGGUCAGAUCGUCUGGGGUUUGGCCUUCAGCCCGUGGCCUUCUCCGCCCAGCAAGAAGCUCUGGGCCCGCCACCAUCCCCCAGUGCCAGACGUCUCCUGCCUGAUCCUCGCCACCGGCCUCAAUGAUGGGCAGAUCAAGAUCUGGGAGGUACAGACAGGGCUCCUGCUUUUGAAUCUCUCCGGCCACCAAGAUGUCGUGAGAGAUCUGAGCUUCACACCCAGUGGCAGUUUGAUCUUGGUCUCUGCAUCGCGGGAUAAGACUCUUCGUAUCUGGGACCUGAAUAAACAUGGUAAACAGAUUCAGGUGUUAUCGGGCCACCUGCAGUGGGUUUACUGCUGCUCCAUCUCCCCGGACUGUAGCAUGCUGUGCUCUGCAGCUGGAGAGAAGUCGGUCUUUCUGUGGAGCAUGCGGUCCUACACAUUAAUCCGGAAGUUAGAGGGCCACCAAAGCAGUGUUGUAUCUUGUGACUUCUCUCCUGACUCUGCCUUGCUCGUCACGGCGUCUUAUGAUACCAACGUGAUUAUGUGGGACCCCUACACUGGCGAAAGGCUGAGGUCACUGCACCACACCCAGCUCGACCCCCCCAUGGAUGACAGUGAUGUCCACAUUAGCUCCUUGCGGUCUGUGUGCUUCUCUCCAGAAGGCUUGUUCCUUGCCACAGUGGCAGAUGACAGACUCCUCAGGAUCUGGGCCCUGGAACUGAAAACUCCGAUUGCAUUUGCUCCUAUGACCAAUGGCCUCUGCUGCACAUUUUUUCCACAUGGUGGAGUUAUUGCCACAGGGACAAGAGAUGGCCACGUCCAGUUCUGGACAGCUCCUAGGGUCCUAUCUUCACUGAAGCACUUAUGCCGGAAAGCCCUGCGAAGUUUCCUGACGACCUACCAAGUCCUAGCACUGCCAAUCCCCAAGAAAAUGAAAGAAUUUCUCACAUACAGGACUUUUUAAACACUGCAUACCUUGUUUUCUUUGUAGUGAUAAAACUUCCUGGCAAAGGAGUAGCUGGAAUAAUGGGCCAAACAUCUGGUCCUGGAUUGAAAUCGAAUUUCUUUGGGAUUGUGAAUAGAAUGUAGCAUAACAGACCCCAGUGGACUAGCCAUGGAUUUUUUUUCUCCCAUGGCAUGUGAAAGUCAGUCUUAGAUUCCACUCCAUGGUGACAGAGCCUUACCUGAAACCUUCAAUCCAGUCAUGAACGGCAUAUGUUGAAGUCUCUAGUUGUUUUGAUUCCAAGUGCAGUUAUCCAUGUUGUUGGAAGCAAAAGUAAACAGGCCUCCUGAGCCUCUCCUUAGUGGCAGAGAAGUGUAUCUUCCCUAACCGGGGAAGUUGGACUUCCGCCUAGUCCCUCUCUCUUGUGUUGGGAUACAGUGGUAGCAGUGUUGAGAGUUCUCUCCUGCCAGGGUCCCAGGGGCUUGAAGUUGGCUGUCCCUGCUCAGGUUCACCUCGGACUGGUGGGACAGUUUUCAUGGAGCUGUUUGCUGUAGGUAUUCAUUUAGCUUAACUAAAUGGCAAGUGAAUCAAGGGUCGUGCUCCUGAUAGAGACACUAUUACUGGCUUUCUGUUGUUUGUGUAAGCCGUGGUGUGCAUGUGCAGGAAAUGACAAAUUUGUGUGUCGGACUAUACGAGGAUGUUAACUCCUAAACUGCAUGACUGAUGGCUACUGAGUUGUCAGUUGCCAUGUAUUAGCAUCAUAUUUAUUUGUUAUUUUCUCAACAGAUGUUAAGGUACAACUGUUUUUCUCGAUGGUUAUCUAAAGACCAUAGUGCUUACAUUGAACAGUUGUGAAGAUGUGUCUUAAUUGUGUGAAGAAUUGGUGUGGUCAUGUCAUCUUUCGGCUGAUUCUCGUAUGUAUUAAUACAAGAUCUAUCUGUGCUGCUUAACCUCAUUGGAUUAAUCAGCCAGUUUCAACUCUCCCCAUAAACAAAAAUAGCUCCUUAAAAGUACUGUUUUCCUUCAGUGGCAUGUAGUUAUCUAAUCCAGACACCUCAUUCUAACAAAAUCUGCCUUAGGAAAAUUUAAUAUAUUUUAAAUUAUUUAAAGGAAAUGUCAACAUCUUAUUCUUUUAGCUUUCUUAAUUGGUGCUUUAUGGAGGCCAGUGUAACAUUGUACAACUUCCUAAGAGAGUAGAGGAGUCCCCUCUACCAAACCUUUGUUGUGUGAAGAAAAAGUUUGUUUCCAAAGUGAGAGGCUUUCAUUGAAGGAAAAAAAAAAAAAAAA